Macrobrachium nipponense is the source of this 534-nucleotide messenger RNA. Its product is annotated as tRNA (guanine(26)-N(2))-dimethyltransferase-like. Lineage: Eukaryota; Metazoa; Arthropoda; Malacostraca; Decapoda; Palaemonidae. Gene Ontology annotation, biological process: tRNA N2-guanine methylation. Gene Ontology annotation, cellular component: nucleus. The record is from RefSeq and is a predicted model, not a curated record. Gene Ontology annotation, molecular function: tRNA (guanine(10)-N2)-methyltransferase activity; RNA binding.
UCCCUUUCAGAUAUCUGAAGUCUUCUAUCACCCACAUUAUGGUCAAGGAGCAUGGCCAUGAAAACAAAUGAUGUACUAUGUGAUGCACAGAGUGGCAUUCAGAAAGAAAAAACUGAGGUAAAUGACUGUGGUAUUCAGAUUGACACAACUCCUUAUACCUCAGUGAGUGAAGGGAAAGCUGAAGUUUUGUUUCCUUCGACUCACGACGUCUUUUACAACCCAGUCCAAGAAUUCAAUAGAGAUUUAAGUGUUGCAGUGUUACGACAGUUUGCUAGUGAACAUCAAGAUGGUAUUCGUAUAUUAGAAGGUUUAGCUGCAUCUGGACUGAGGUCAAUUCGUUAUGCACGUGAAAUUGAAGGCGUCAAAGAAGUUGUUGCUAAUGACAUUUCAAAGCAAGCUAUUGAGUGUAUGAAGCGGAACAUUAAGCAUAAUAAUGUUGAGGGUGUUGUCAUCCCAAGUCACAAAAGAUGCCAGAUUGAUGCCAUCUUGAUGUUUGUGGAGUCACUUGUGUCAACAAACUUCCCAUUUCCGUGA